AUGCUUACCAAUAUGACCGAUUUGGCAUCAAAAGCUUUGAAAAACGCGAGCACACUUGUUUCGACUAUUAGCCCGAAUGUCUCGACAACGAUUCCGGACUGCUUCUCCUGCCACCCGAAACUAUAUUUCAUGUUUUUCGGAGUCGUCUUCAUGUUCAUUAUCUGUGUUGGGGUCCUCGGCAACCUCUUCAUUAUUUGUGUCAUCUUGCUUGAUAAAAAAUUGAUGAGCUCGUCCAUCAAUCAGUUUUUGCUCAACCUUGCAAUCGCGGAUCUCGGCAAUUUGCUAUUCUGCACACCGGAUGCAAUUCUUGUUUUGCUCGAUCGCGGAUGGUUGCUGCCAAAUUUUUCAUGCCACGUUCUUCGUUUUCUUCAAGAGUACUUCUUAUACGCCAGCGUUCUUUUGCAAAUGGCAAUUGGUGUCGAACGUUUCCUUGCAAUCUGUUCGCCAAUGCGAAUGCAACGAUUUUCCACUAAGACUACGGUUUGCGUACUUGGAUGUGUUUGGUGCGUAGCCGCAUGUUUUGCAUCUCCAUAUUUCAUCUAUCAAGGAAUUGUUUUUCACAAAUUCUAUUUCUGUUUCUGGAAAGGAUUAAGCCUCAAAACUCGGACAUAUUUCAAAUAUUGCGAAUUGAUCGUCUUGUACGCAUUCCCAUUGUGUCUUUUGACGAUUCUCUACUCUAUUAUGUGCCGUGUCCUCUGGGGAAAAGAGGGCAGUCAUAACAUUGCUAACCACAAUCAACAGAAAACUAUUCUCCAAUUACGCCGGUCCGUUGUUCGAAUGCUUAUAAUCUCAAUGCUUCUUUAUUUCCUCUGCUAUACCCCCAUUCAAGUUUUGUUCAUGAUUGAAAAGAUUUACGGUCGUAGUGUUCAUCUUCCGCAAUGGAUCAGAUUGAUGCUUAACGUUCUUUCGGUUAUGAGCUCGUCGACGAAUCCAAUUGUCUAUAUCAUUUGCUGUCGUCAUUUCCGCUUGCGUCUUCAUGACAUUGGAGCUGUCCUCAACUCAUUUUGCAGUUUCGUGUUUCCAUCGUUCCAUCAAACAGAAUACGAAUGUGUUGACGAGACAGCAACUACGAAACUUUCGCGAUCGCCAUAUGUUUCAUUUCGUCACGAUCGCCGGCACAAUUCGCAAAAUGUCUCGACGUUGCUCUAA
Messenger RNA from Caenorhabditis bovis, 1149 nucleotides. The record is from the annotation of a GenBank genome assembly. NCBI's taxonomy places the organism in Eukaryota, Metazoa, Nematoda, Chromadorea, Rhabditida, Rhabditidae.